UAGAGCCAUACAUACUCUUCUAUAUAAAGGCCACAAACCAGCAUUCUUCAGCACAAGCUUCUUCUACAUCAUCUGUUGAAUAAUAUUUGGUUCAUGAUAUCAUCAAGUGAGGCAACAAAAAUGUCUUUUGUUGGUAAGUUGGAGGUUGAUGUAGAGAUCAAGGCUCCUGCUGCUGAGUUUCACGAUGUUAUUAGCGGCAGGCCACAUCAUAUUUCCAAGGUCAGCCCUGCUCACAUUCAGAGCUGUGAAAUUCAUGAAGGUGAAUGGGGAAAGCCAGGCUCUGUCAUCUUCUGGAACUACACCCAUAAUGGGGUUCCUGAGACUGCAAAGGAGAUAAUCGAAGCCAUAGAUAAUGAGAAAAACUCAACCACAUUUAAAGUGAUUGAAGGGCACCUACUGGAGAAGUACAAGAACUUCGUUGUUGUGGUUCAAGCCACUCCAAAAGGUCAGGGCAGCUUGGUGCACUGGACUCUUCAUUACGAGAAGCUGCAAGAAAAGAUUCCAGAGCCCCAAGGAAUAGUUGAGUUAGCACUGGCUAUGACCAAAGAUAUUGAUGCCCAUCUUACCGGGCAGAAGGCAUAGACCUGGCUAAAUCUAAAUGUCAUAUGUAUUACUGUGUUUUCUUGAGAGUUGUGGCAGCUACAAUAAGUGCUUCUUUGGGAAGUAGUUGUGCAAUUGGUGUGUACAAUAAGUGGUUGUUUGUUUAAUAUGAAUGAAAUGAUGUUGUAUGUGUGUUA
Messenger RNA from Mangifera indica (mango), 737 nucleotides. RefSeq names its product MLP-like protein 31. The transcript is spliced from 2 exons. Gene Ontology annotation, biological process: defense response. NCBI's taxonomy places the organism in Eukaryota, Viridiplantae, Streptophyta, Magnoliopsida, Sapindales, Anacardiaceae. The record is from RefSeq and is a predicted model, not a curated record. Bases 94 to 582 code for a protein of 162 amino acids.